Messenger RNA from Hordeum vulgare subsp. vulgare (domesticated barley), 1562 nucleotides. Its product is annotated as COBRA-like protein 6. The record is from RefSeq and is a predicted model, not a curated record. Lineage: Eukaryota; Viridiplantae; Streptophyta; Magnoliopsida; Poales; Poaceae. Gene Ontology annotation, biological process: plant-type cell wall cellulose biosynthetic process; cellulose microfibril organization. Gene Ontology annotation, cellular component: plasma membrane. The coding region runs from base 103 to 1437 and encodes 444 amino acids. The transcript has 5 exons.
CCGCACACGCACCACCACAAUAUCUGCACCGCGCCUUCUGGUGAGAGUACGUGCAUGCGUUGUUCUUGCCGGCAUUUGUAGGUUGUAGUGCGUGUGGCGAGCAUGGAGCUCCCCAACGCCGCCCUCGUGCUGAUCCUCGCCGCGGCGGCCACGCUCUCCGUCGCAGUGGCCUACGACCCGCUGGAUCCCAACGGGAACAUCACCAUCAAAUGGGACGUCCUGUCGUGGACGCCAGACGGAUACGUCGCGACGGUGACGAUCAACAACUUCCAGACGUACCGGCAGAUCAUGGCGCCGGGGUGGACGGUGGGGUGGACGUGGGCGAAGCGGGAGGUGAUCUGGUCCAUGGUGGGCGCGCAGGCCACGGAGCAGGGCGACUGCUCCAAGUUCAAGGCCAACCUCCCGCACUCGUGCAAGCGCACCCCCGCCGUCGUCGACCUGCUCCCCGGCGUGCCCUACAACCAGCAGAUCGCCAACUGCUGCCGCGGCGGCGUCGUCUCCGCCUACGGCCAGGACCCGUCCGGCGCCGUCUCCUCCUUCCAGGUCAGCGUCGGCCAGGCCGGCACCACCAACCGCACCGUCAAGGUGCCCAAGAACUUCACCCUCCUCGGCCCCGGCCCCGGCUACACCUGCGGCCCCGCCAAGGUCGUGCCCUCCACCGUCUUCCUCACCGCCGACCACCGCCGCAAGACCCAAGCACUCAUGACGUGGAACGUGACGUGCACCUACUCGCAGCACCUGGCGUCCAAGUACCCGACGUGCUGCGUCUCCUUCUCCUCCUUCUACAACGACACCAUCGUGCCCUGCGCCAAGUGCACCUGCGGCUGCGAGCACAAGACCUGUGCCCGCAGCGAGCGGGACUCGAAGCGGCUCAUGUCGGCGUCGGGCAAGAGCGCGGUGACCGCGCGCGGGCACGUGAACCGCCAGAGCGCGGCGCCGCUGCUGCAGUGCACCACGCACAUGUGCCCCGUGCGCGUCCACUGGCACGUCAAGCUCAACUACCACGACUACUGGCGCGCCAAGGUGACCGUCACCAACUUCAACUACCGCAUGAACUACACCGGCUGGACGCUCGUCGCCCAGCACCCCAACCUCGACAACAUCACCGAGGUCUUCAGCUUCGACUACAAGCCCGUCGUCUCCUACGGCUCCAUCAAUGACACGGCGCUGUUCUACGGGAUGAAGUUCUUCAACGACCAGCUGAUGGAGGCGGGGCCGUACGGGAACGUGCAGUCGGAGGUGCUGAUGCGUAAGGACGCGAGCACCUUCACCUUCAGGCAGGGGUGGGCGUUCCCGCGGAAGAUCUAUUUCAACGGCGACGAGUGCCGGAUGCCGCCGCCGGACUCCUAUCCUUACCUGCCCAACUCCGCGCCGGCAUCGCUCCUGAGCUCGGCCUCCGCCGUGAUCGUUGCCUUCUUGGUUCUCCUCAUGGCAUGAGCGUGAGAGGCGGCCAUGAUGUUUUGCCUGUACUAGAUAGGAGGAGAACACGUUUUGGGAUUCAAGAUUGAGAUCGGUGGUGUUUUAAUUUGGAUACAUAAUUGAACUCAAGUUUUUCCCCCUUC